AUGGCUCCAGCUUCCAAAGACUCGUUGACGGUCGUAGACAAUCGAAACGGCAAAACAUACGAGAUUCCAAUUGCUGUUACAGCACACGACGCGUCUGUGCCAGCUUCGGCAUUCAAGGACAUUAUACAUGUCAAAGAGGAUCCCAGGACUGGAAACAAGGAGAAAGUCGGUCUUCGAGUUGUCGAUCGAGGCUUCCUCAAUACGGCCGUGAUACAGUCCUAUAUUACUUUUAUUGAUGGAGACCGUGGUAUACUCCGCUACCGAGGGUAUCCCAUUGAGCAACUCGCCGAACAGUCCAAUUUUCUUGAAACCUCCUACUUGCUGAUCUGGGGAGAGCUUCCUUCUAAGUCUCAAUACGAUCGCUUCCACGACGAGGUCAUGAAUCACAGCACGACACAUGUGGAUAUUGAGCAUGUCUUCAAGUCAUUCCGUUAUGAUGCCCACCCCAUGUCGAUUCUCACCAGUGUAUUUGCGGCCCUGGGAAGUUAUUAUCCAGAAGCGAACCCAAGUCUUCAAGGCCAGAAUCUAUUCACAAAGAAGGAUCUCGCCUCGGUUCAGAAUAUGGACAAGCAAAUCUAUCGUCUCAUUGGAAAGGCACCAACACUUGCUGCCAUGGCGUAUCGUGUUCGUCAGGGACGUCACUUUAUCACUCCCCCACCAGGACUCUCUUACACUGGGGCUUUCCUGUACCAAAUGGACUGCCUGGGUCAGGCAGAGUACAAACCUAACCCGGUCCUGGAACGCGCGCUCGAUAUCUUGUUCAUCCUGCAUGCAGACCACGAGAUGAAUGCGUCGACGACAACUGUUCUCCAGGCAGGUAGUUCGUUGACAGAUCCUUAUUCGGCAAUUGCAACGGGAUGCGCAUCGCUAUACGGACCGCUGCACGGAGGAGCAAAUGAAGCCGUGAUUCGAAUGCUCAUUUCCAUCGGCUCCCCAGACAAUGUGCCCGCAUUCUUGGAGCAAGUCAAGAGACGAGAGAAGCUUCUCUCGGGCUUUGGUCAUCGCGUGUACAAGACGACGGAUCCUCGCUCCAGAAUUAUUCGGAGGACCGCGGAUGAAGUGUUCAAAGUUACCGGAAAGGAUCCGCUGAUUGAAACUGCAAUGCGCCUGCAUGACAUGGCGCUUAAGGACGAGUAUUUUGUCAAACGAAACCUAUAUCCUAAUGUGGACUUUUGGAGGUGA
Serendipita indica DSM 11827 is the source of this 1182-nucleotide messenger RNA. Lineage: Eukaryota; Fungi; Basidiomycota; Agaricomycetes; Sebacinales; Serendipitaceae. The record is from the annotation of a GenBank genome assembly.